Clarias gariepinus (North African catfish) is the source of this 1250-nucleotide messenger RNA. It is a transcript of the gene neurog1, whose product is annotated as neurogenin 1. Lineage: Eukaryota; Metazoa; Chordata; Actinopteri; Siluriformes; Clariidae. The transcript has 2 exons. The coding region runs from base 102 to 740 and encodes 212 amino acids. The record is from RefSeq and is a predicted model, not a curated record. Gene Ontology annotation, molecular function: protein dimerization activity.
CGUGCCUGAAAACUUCAACACAAACUUAUCUGUGCCACUUUGGCUCCCCAGCGAGAGCUCUGAUCCUUUAACUUACCUCCCAGAGUAUCACUAGAGAUCGAAUGAUGUGCACCGCAGUGGAGAGCGCGUUCUCUGAUCUGGACAGCUCCAGCUGCGACUUUUCCUUUCCUCACACGGAUGAUGAGGAUUCCCGCGGUAGCAUGCACGCAGCCUCGCCCGCAUCCUCGCUUGCAUCGUCGGGCACCAGCGCACAGGACGCUGGCGAGUUGCAGCAGAAGAAGAAGCGCAGAGGCCGUGUGCGAAGCGAGGCCGCCAUUCACGUGGUAAAAAAGAACCGCAGGCUGAAAGCUAACGAUCGCGAGAGGAACCGCAUGCACAAUCUGAAUGAUGCGCUGGACGCUCUGCGCAGUGUGCUGCCUGCCUUCCCGGACGACACAAAGCUCACCAAAAUCGAGACUCUACGCUUCGCUCACAAUUAUAUCUGGGCACUGAGCGAGACCAUCCGCAUCGCGGACCAGCGCGGGAGCAAAGCGAGAGAUUCCUCAUCGGCAGUGAGCUCCAGGGCGGAAGUACCGAGCCCGGGGAGCGAUGCGUGCUCAUGGGCAUCAAGCGCCUCCUCUUCAGGGUCCUCUCCAUCCUAUAGCUCUUCUAAUCCCGGCAGCCCGGAGGCUAUGGACGAUUACGGAUUUCUGCAAGCAGACGUCGUAUACCGCUACCACAGCUACCCUGGCGUUUACUAAGCCAUUUUUUCUAUUCCCCGAAUUUUCUGUAGCUAGUCUAAUAAGGAAAAUGACAUUUCCUUUGCCCUUUAUUAGAAGCAAGGGUACAGAGCCAGAGACAGAUUAGAUGAUCACUGUUUGCCUUAACUACCGUCAGUUUCGCGAAUGAGAAUGUUUUUAUUUUUGUACGUUUCGUAUUGCUGAACUUAAGGGUUUCCCAUACCUUUGCACUUUGUCCACGUUUCUUACCUUUCUUGCAUCUCGACCUCAGUGCUAGUCAGGGGAAAAUGAAAAGACAGAUUUGCUUUUAGCCGACGGAGGUGAAAAGUCAAUUUUACAAUUUGUUAGGCUGAUAGAGCAGAAAAGCGAGCGUGAAAAUGCAGUUUCAACGCUACGACAAUAGAAUGAAAGGCUGUCAAAAAGACAAGUCACUGGCCUUAUGCAUUAUGUAUUUUGACCCCAGGAUAUACUGUUCUUUUCAGUGUACGAAAAGACCUUUUUACACAAGGGAAGAGUUCUUACGGUUACUUC